Molecule: messenger RNA, 440 nt
Organism: Orussus abietinus
Lineage: Eukaryota; Metazoa; Arthropoda; Insecta; Hymenoptera; Orussidae
Product: structural maintenance of chromosomes protein 1A-like
Exons: 4
Coding region: 20-400 (126 amino acids)
Biological process (GO): sister chromatid cohesion
Cellular component (GO): cohesin complex; nucleus
Molecular function (GO): DNA binding
Source: RefSeq, a predicted model, not a curated record
UCAGAUUCAAGGACUUGAAAUGCGACUGAAAUACAGCAAAAAUGACGUGACUGCUAUGAAUGAACAAAUAGCGAAUCUCAAAAUCGACAUAGAAGCCCUCAAAGGCGAGAUAAAUAGUUAUAACUCUACUAUAGCAAUGAUUGAAAAAGCAAUGGCCGAAAAGAAUCAGAAACUUCAGACGAUCUCGACACAGAUGAACAUUAUUGAAGAUGGUAUAUUUGCAAGUUUUUGCAGGCGUAUCGGUGUCAAUAACAUUAGACAAUACGAAGGAGGAGAAAUGCGAUCUCAUCAAGGGAGACUCAACAAGAGAGCAGAGUUUGAGGAACAUUGCAAUCGUAUACGCAACCAAUUAGAUUUCGAAGAACAGCGAGACACUAUGAGUUUGUAUCAUGUCUAUUGAAAGUUAUAUUAUGGUAGGACGUAAUAUCAUUAAUAACGUU